This is a messenger RNA of Topomyia yanbarensis, 1235 nucleotides long. Its product is annotated as hydroxymethylglutaryl-CoA lyase, mitochondrial. The transcript has 4 exons. Gene Ontology annotation, biological process: L-leucine catabolic process; ketone body biosynthetic process. Bases 136 to 1113 code for a protein of 325 amino acids. Gene Ontology annotation, molecular function: hydroxymethylglutaryl-CoA lyase activity. Lineage: Eukaryota; Metazoa; Arthropoda; Insecta; Diptera; Culicidae. The record is from RefSeq and is a predicted model, not a curated record.
UAUAAUUCCAGCAGAGUAACGUCAGUUUAUAACAAAAUUUGUUUUUAUAGCAUACAAGAUCCAUUGUGUUUAAUUACAAAGGCGAUUUGUUUUGUUUAAAUUUACUUUAAUUUUCUAAUUUAUAUUGAUUCGAAAAUGUUCAGAUUUUUACGUUACCCUGUCCACUCUUAUUUUCCUAGAAGUUAUACAACUAAAUUGGCUCAACCGACGUCAGUACGAAUAGUGGAGGUCGGUCCACGAGAUGGUCUUCAGAACGAAUCCAUGCUUUUGCCAACCGAAACAAAAAUAGAACUGAUAAAUGCCCUCUCGGAGACUGGACUCCGUUCAAUAGAAGUGACCAGUUUCGUUAGCGCCAAAUGGGUUCCACAGAUGGGAGAUAAUGCGGAGGUAUUUAAGGGCAUCAACAAAAUGCCGGGAAUUAGCUAUCCAGUUCUUACGCCGAAUCUGAAGGGAUUUGAGGCUGCGCUUAACGCAGGUGCAGAGGAAGUUGCCGUUUUUGGAGCCGCUUCUGAAAGUUUCACCAGGAAAAAUGUGAAUUGUUCGAUUGACGAAAGUCUUAUUCGUUUUGGAGACGUCAUGGCAGCUGCAAAAAAGGCACAAGUCAAAGUAAGAGGAUAUGUGUCAACUGUCAUAGGUUGCCCAUAUGAAGGUAAAAUCAAACCAUCGGCUGUAGUUCGUGUGGUGGACAAACUCCUAGAAAUGGGAUGUUACGAAAUAUCUCUCGGGGAUACGAUCGGUGUAGGAACACCCGGCAGCUUCUCAAACAUGCUCCGUGAAGUAACUAAGAUCGCACCGGUCAGCAUGCUGGCCGUGCAUUGUCAUGAUACGUACGGACAAGCAUUAGCGAAUAUACUUACCUCGUUGGACUUCGGAGUCGCUGUAGUGGAUUCUUCUGUGUCUGGCCUUGGAGGUUGUCCUUAUGCGAGAGGUGCAUCGGGUAACGCUGCAACGGAAGAUGUGGUUUAUAUGUUGGACGGACUUGGGAUCUACACUGGAAUUGAUUUACCCAAACUGGUGAAUGUUGGCAAGUUCAUCUGUGAUAAGCUCGAACGGCGUUCCGAGUCCAAAGUCAAUCGUGCCAUGAGAAAAACAAAUCCCAACGUUAAAUGUUAGCAAAGUUGAAGCGACUACCAUACAGAUUCCAGAUGAUUGAGAACAUGUGCAUUUAUUACAUUAAGGUUGAAAACUUAGUCAUAUCUACGUAUAUAUUUUAAAUACAUUUCUAUUUUGUCCUA